This is a messenger RNA of Myotis brandtii (Brandt's bat), 2317 nucleotides long. Its product is annotated as gastrula zinc finger protein XlCGF7.1-like. The record is from RefSeq and is a predicted model, not a curated record. Gene Ontology annotation, molecular function: RNA polymerase II cis-regulatory region sequence-specific DNA binding; DNA-binding transcription factor activity. Gene Ontology annotation, biological process: regulation of transcription by RNA polymerase II. Lineage: Eukaryota; Metazoa; Chordata; Mammalia; Chiroptera; Vespertilionidae. The transcript has 2 exons. The coding region runs from base 67 to 1056 and encodes 329 amino acids.
UGUCAUCAGAGAGUUCAUACAGGAGAAAAGCCUUAUCAAUGUAGUGAAUGUGGAAAAUCUUUUACAAUGAAGACCGUCCUUCAUCGUCAUCGGAGAGUUCAUACGGGAGAAAAUUCUUUUAUAUGCAGUGAAUGUGGAAAAUGUUUUCAAAGUUUCAGUAGUCUCCAGUAUCAUCAGAGAGUUCACACUGGAGAAAAGCCUUAUCAAUGCAGUGAAUGUGGAAAAUCUUUGAAAAGUAGCAAUGGUCUCCAAUAUCAUCAUAGAGUUCAUACAGGAGAAAAGCCUUAUCAAUGCACUGAAUGUGGAAGAUCUUUUACCGGUAAGACCGAUUUUCAUUGUCAUCAGAGAGUUCACACAGGAGAAAAGCCUUAUCAGUGCAGUGAAUGUGGAAAAUCUUUUACCACGAAGACCAGCCUUUACAGUCAUCAGAGAGUUCAUACGGGAGAAAAGCCUUAUAAAUGCAGUGAAUGUGGGAAAUCUUUUAAAAGUAGCAAUGGUCUCCAAUAUCAUCAGAGAGGUCAUACUGGAGAAAAGCCUUAUCAAUGCAGUGAAUGUGGAAAAUCUUUUACCAGAAAGACUGACCUUCAUCGUCAUCAGAGAGUUCAUUCGGGAGAAAUGCCUUAUAAAUGCAUUGAAUGUGGGAAAUGUUUUAAAAGUAGAAUAGGUUUCCAAUAUCAUCAGAGAAUUCAUACUGGAGAAAGGCCUUAUCAAUGCAGUGAAUGUCAAAAAUCUUUUACCACUAAGCACAAUCUUCAUUUUCAUAAGAAAGUCCAUACGCAAGAAAAACCUUAUAAAUGCAGUGAAUGUGGGAAAUCUUUUACCACUAAGUACAAUCUUCAUUGUCAUGAGAAAGUCCAUACUCGAGAAAAACCUUAUAAAUGCAGUGAAUGUGGAAAAUCUUUCACAUGGAAGUAUGGCCUUCGUUAUCAUCAAAGUCUUCAUACAGGAGUAAAGCCUUAUAAAUGCAGUGAAUGUGGAAAAUCUUAUAAAAGCAGAAGUGGUCUCCUAUAUCAUCAGAGAGUUCACAAUGGGGAAAGCCAUUAUGAGUGCAAUUAAUAUGAGGUGCUACUGUCUCCCACCCACUUGCCUGGCAGGGCACCUGAUGAAGUCCUGAGCCCGGCCUGACCCUGUCCGACUGGCACCCAGCAUCCGGAACCAGAUGUGCAUGGAGAUCUCCAGUGCUGGAUUGGGUGGUGGGCAGAAUGGACAGCACAGCGCUACCCUCCCAGGGCCGUGUUCCAGAAAAGGGCAAGUUCGACAAAGCCUGCAAAGCAGUAAGAGGAUUGCAGUUCCUAUAGCUACCGCGAUGCCACUGAAAUGAGGCAAGUGGGAGAGCUGGUGGGUUACUGACAGAGUGGUGGCGGGAAGAAGGUGCCAUCCGAGUUGUGAGAGGAGGUGGCCCUGGGAACACCCUGGGGGGAGUGUUCUAGGAAGAAGGAACAGGGAGUUUGAAGGCCCCCCACACGGGCAGGGGAUUGGCACCAUCAAGGCAUGGAAAGCAGGUGGCUGUGGCAUCAUGAAUGCCGUGUGGUGUGGGAGGGAGGAGUGUGAGCAGGGACCGAUGAGGAGAGGUCUACAGGUGAUGAAGUGGAGUUGAAGUGCAUCAUGGUUGCCUUAGUGGCCACUUAAGGAUGGUCUUUCUUUGAGGUGAGAGGAGCCAGAAUGCCCUAUGAUGGAAGAUGACCUGGUUCUACACAAGAAAGACAAGAAUUCUUGUCCUUUGGGGGUGACAGGCUCUCAGUGGUAUGCAGGCAAGAAACCAACAAGGAAUUAGAAUGCACAAGAUGCCAGGAGUCAUGGGUCCAAUAUAGAGAAAUGGGAAAGCGGGAGGCGGGGGGAAGUUGGAGGUGUGGUGUUAGAUAGAAUGGCCCGAGUAGGCCUCUCUGGGAAGGGAGUCCUGAGGAAGGUGAGGGGAAGGACAUUGCAGGCAGAGGGAACUGCAAGUGCAAAGGUCCUGGGACAGGAGUGUGCCCGGCGCAUCAGAUAGCAGGGAGACCCUGUGUGUGGAGCAGGUGAGUGGAGAUGAGGUCAGUGGGCCUCGUGCCCAGGUCAUGGUAGGACUGGGGGGCCUGUCAGCCAAAGUGAAUGACAUGACCGGAGCACCCCCUUUCACAGGACCGCCACUCUGUCUGCGGUGCUGAGAACUGGCACUGGGGGCCAUGGGAGGAGGCAGCUCGGAAAUUGUUAGAGAGGUCCAGGCAGGUGAUGAUCAGGGCAGAGCCGUGCAGGUGUCCAGCAGAUGAGUCUUUUUGGAUAUACAUUAACGUAGGAGAACCAAGACUGUAAUCCAGCCCAGUGGUGUGACUCAGAGGUUGAG